AUGAGAAAAUAUGUGGCCGCCGUGAGCCAGCUAGUGGACAUGAAUGAGUCCGAAAUGGGGUGGUUAGCGAACCAUAUGGGCCACAACAUUCAUGUCCAUAAAGAAUUUUAUCGACUGCCACAAACAACCAUUGAGAUGGCUAUUGUAGGAAAUCUACUGAUGGCAGUCGAUGAAGGUCGGGCUCACCUUUUUAAAGGAAAAAACCCGAGACAACUACACCUGUCAGGUAAUUAAAUAUACAACUUGUUGUGCUGAGUGGUUAUAUUAUUACCUGAAAAAAUAAGCAGAAACUCGACGUUUCGAGCGAAGGCCCUUUGUCAAGAGUUAGUAGAAUAACUCUUGAUAAAGGGCCUUCGCUCGAAACGUCGAGUUUCUGCUUAUUUUUUCAGGUAGUAAUAUAACCACUUGGCACAACAAGUUCACAUUGGUACUGCCCACACUGGUACAGACAGUUUUAAUUAAAUAUACAGUUUAGUUGUUCAGGAAAUCAAAUCUCGAAUAAAAUUUAAACGCUGAGGAUGCCCGCCGCUGUUUUUAUAUCAUUAUCAACUUGCAAAAUUAAUUUUUUUUUAUUUUAGAUUUUGAUACAGCUCCGCAGGAAGAUGCUUGUAAGGGAAGCAGUACUGGAAAUUUAGCAGAAAAUGAAAACAGUGAUGAAGAUGGUAAGUAAUUGGAUCCAGAGUAGCAAAGCGGGCAUGCAAUAUCGGUUUUAAAAGAAACAAUCUUGCUCUGUUUUACUUACAAAUUUGACUAAGUAGAACUUGAAAAUAGGAAUUAGAAAGAUCCUCGGUCAACUUUAGUGUCCAGACCAAAAGUGUGAUUUCAAACACUUAACUGAUCAUGACAUCAAAGCGUUAUAGAAACGUUUAUGACUGUGAUUUCAUAGACUUUUCAAAUAUUAAGGUGGCUCCAUACAAUUUUCAAAAACUUCAGGUGUCUAACACUUUGACAGUUUUAAACGUCGUAUUUUUAAGUUUUAUGCAGCAGAUAUCAGGAUGUUAAUCUAUUUUGAUGUUUCGUCUUUCAAAUUAUGUCAGUUUUGGUAACACCUAGUUCGUUACCAUGGCAACAUGCGCACGUAAAAUGCACUUUAAAAUAGCGUAUUUCUUUGUGUGGUUGGAAAAAAGCUCGGUGACCCCCAAUUUUUUUUCAUGCAUCAUUUUACCUAGAACAUACACUAUAAUAGGCAAAAUCUAAAAAAUUCUGUAAUGCCAAUUUUUUGAAAAAUGCAAAAAUGUGAUUUUCUUCAAUAAAAAUAUUUUGGAAUUACAGAAAUUUUUUAUAUUUUGCCUAUUGUUAGUGCAUGUUCUAAGUAAAAUAUGCAUGAAAAAAUUGGGGGUCACCAAGAGUUUUUUCCAACCACACAAAGAAAUAGGCUAUUUUAGAGUGAAUUUUAUAUGUGUGUGUUGCCAUAGCAACGAACUAUGUGUUACCAAAACUGACAUAAUUUGAAAGACGAAACAUCAAAAUAUGAACAUCCUGAUAUCUGCUGCAUAAAACCUAAAAAUACAACGUUUAAAACUGUCAAAUUGUUAGACACCUGAAGUUUUUGAAAACUGUAUGGAGCCACCUUAAUAAUAAAAUAAAAGUGGUUAAAUCUUAAAGGAUAACUUUGUUCGUUUUUGAACAACCAGAGAAAACUACGGCAAAUCUUCCAAAUAGUCAGCAAAAAUGCAUAGAUCCUAUAUGCGGGUGCUUAUUUUUAAUCAAAACACUAAGGGUUUCAUGCGGUGUACUAUUGCACAAAUAAACCAAAACACUAUAUACUGUUCAUGUCAUGCAAGCACUAAUUAUUAAAGACGUUCCUAACAUGUUCAAGAUAAAACCAGCCUGGUUUUUAUAUAGGUAAUAGUAUGGUUUCUCGUGCGAUUUGGUAAAAACAUGCACAAGUGAGUUUUUGAAAAACGCUAAAAAUUGUGCAAUUUGAGCGUCUUUCAAAAACUUACGAGUGCAUGUUUUUACCAAAUUGCACGAGAAACCAUAGUAUUACUUAUUAAUAAUAUACAAGGAAAUGUUCGGGACAAGAUUACACACCUGCACUUAGUACUUACUUCGUAAUGGCUCCUCUACACAUUUUUCUUCAAAAACUUAAUUUAGCUAUGUCCAUGCAAUGAUUCCUGAAUUGAAACAUACGCAAAGAACUUCUCAAUUUUUAAAUAGUUGGAUAAAAGUUAUGCAUUUUGUUUAAAAAUCAAGAAAACAAUCAAAUUGCCGCAAUGUUUGUUUGUUUUGUCAAGUAAUUUUCCAUCCUUCAAAAUCUUUGAAUAUGGUCAAAUAUCAGCCAAUCAAAAUCAGCCAAUCAAAAUCUUUGAAUAUGGUCAAAUAUCAGAAUAUCAGCCAAUCAAAAUGAAGGAAUUUCUUAUGUAUAUUAUUAAUUAAUGUAUUUAUAUAUUUUUUAACAGGUGAACCAUCGCAGGGAGCUGACACGACAAAAAAACAGACAAGUACGUUGUGUUUGGCCAAAAUUGACCAAGCACGAUACCUUUAAAAUAAUUUAUACAGUGUGUCCAAAAAAAUGUCACUCUGACAAAACUGGAAGUAUAACUGUGUUCGAUUAUAUUUUCAAGAACUGUCUGUUAUUCAACACAGGGAUAUUGCCUUUUGAUUUCAACAGCUAUUUUUCUCAAUUUCUGAAACUUUAAUUAAAAUGACCACUUAACCAACAUAUGUGAUGUGGUGACACUACUCUUGUCUUCCAAGCUGGGAGACCGAGGUUCAAGCCUUGGUCGGACCUCUACUCAAGGUCUUAAAAUAAUUGAUGAGAAAGAGAUGCCUUAAUGCAAUGAGAUCAGUAAAUGGUGAGACUUUCGGGUCUUCUCGGAUAAGGACUUUAAGACAUCAGUUCUUGAAAAUAACACAGAAGCUAGUAAACACGUUAAGAUGUUAAUCCAAUAUAUAACUUUGAGAACACCUCUAUCGAACACAGUUAUAUUUCCAGUUUCGUCAGAGUGACAUUUUGGUAGGACACACUGAAUACACUGAUGAUAAUGCCAUGAGGUUUUUAUAUGAAUAUUUAUACGUAUUUCGUAGAAAAUCUAAACCUAACCAAGGUUAUAUUAGUUGCCUUGCUUGUCAACAAAAGGAAUUCUCACCAUAUUUUAGCAAUGGCUUCGAAGUGAAUAGUUUCAGUUAAAUCAGUUUCCGUUUGCAACUAUUCUCUCCGACAAUAUUUUAUCCCUAUUUCAUGUUCUAAUUCUUGAAACUGUCUGUCUGUUUUGCAGAUGUGCUGAAGAAACGUAAAGGAUCCAUACCGAAGCAGUGGACCACAGAUGAAAAGAAGAUUGUCCACAAAUAUUUUUCCGAACAUAUUAAAAGAAAUCGACUGCCAAAGAAAGGAGAAUGCGUAGAUUUCGUGGAGGGCAACAAAGAGAUAAUUAAAGGUCGACAAUGGUCCACUGUCAAGGACUAUGUUAGAAAUUAUUUGGAGAAGAAGAAAAGAUGUUAA
Messenger RNA from Paramuricea clavata, 3445 nucleotides. The record is from the annotation of a GenBank genome assembly. NCBI's taxonomy places the organism in Eukaryota, Metazoa, Cnidaria, Anthozoa, Malacalcyonacea, Plexauridae.